Molecule: messenger RNA, 974 nt
Organism: Caenorhabditis angaria
Lineage: Eukaryota; Metazoa; Nematoda; Chromadorea; Rhabditida; Rhabditidae
Source: the annotation of a GenBank genome assembly
AUGGUUGAAAUAAAAACAGCAGCUCAAGAGGUUCCAAUAGUUUUUCGCAAAUUCAUCAGAAGAUUGCCCAAAAACUGUAGUUUUGAUAUGAAAUUGCGAAUUGAGUUCAGUGAUGAUGAAGAAGAGGAAAAGGAAAGGGCGCCGGUGAAAGUGAGUUUUGCAACAAAAACAAUAAUCUUGUCAUAAUUGGGUAUAUAAAUUUUCAGUCAAAAGUCGAACCGAAACGUGAAGCAAAAUCUGAGGCGAGCUCCAGCGAUCCAGCAAGUUUUUCUGUGAAAAAACCAAGAUCGAUGUUGUGUUUGAAUGAAAUCAAUCAAAACCAUUUCGAUUCAAAACAAUUAUUUCCGGAAGAAUUUUCUUAUUAUUCACAAGCAGUAAGUUUGUGUCAGGGUUUCUGAAAUCCCAGAUUUUUCUCAUCUCGAAAAUCUCAAUAUUUUUUUUGGCAGAGCAAAACGGAAAUAUCUUUAUCCAAUGAAACAUCAUUUGGUGAAACUCAAUCCAUCGUCAAAAAUUCGUCAAAUUCUCAAAAUCCACCAGCUAAAAAAUCGAAAACUGAUCAAUCGCAUCGAAAAUAUUCAAAAACUCGUUCUUUAACAACAAUGCACUCAAAAACAUCACUUUCAAAUGAGACAUCGAAUAAGAAUCCUGCAAGAAAAUCACCAUCUUAUCACGAUUUAUAUUCGGCAAAUCAAAGAUAUCCGCCAUCCACAACAACUGCAAUUAUUUCACCAAAAACAGUUUAUGAAAAUGAGCAUAUUUUGUUGUCGGAUAAGAAUAAUAGUAAGAAGAAAAAUAGCAAAAACAAGAAGAAAGAAGAGAAAAAUAAGGAAAAUAGAAUAAGUCCGUUGGUUUCAAGCGAAGAAAAAAGUGAAAAAUCAAGAAAAAUUGAAGAUGGAGCAGAUGGAUGGGCUUUGAUUUCGGCGAAAAAAGUUGGAAAUGAUUUGAAAAUUGAUUUGAAGGAUUUGUUUCUAUGA